Messenger RNA from Calliphora vicina (urban bluebottle blowfly), 3583 nucleotides. RefSeq lists its product as uncharacterized. The transcript has 11 exons. The coding region runs from base 98 to 2983 and encodes 961 amino acids. NCBI's taxonomy places the organism in Eukaryota, Metazoa, Arthropoda, Insecta, Diptera, Calliphoridae. The record is from RefSeq and is a predicted model, not a curated record.
CAUUUUUUAGAUACUUUUGUUUUCAUAGCCUUUUACCACUUCUCCCAAACAAUUAAGACUUUUUAACUUUUAAUGCAUAUUACCCAUUUGGUAAACAAUGUCUGAUAAUGAACAAAACAACAAAAAAUUGUUUUGGAGCCACAAGAUGAUUGAGCUGUUUAUAGCACUUUACAAGGAGAACUCAUGCCUGUACGACACGACCCAAGAAAAUUACAGUAAUUAUGCUGUAAAACUGCAUGCCUUAAAAAACAUCUCCCAAAGGAUGCAAGAAUUUCUACCCAAUUUGGAAAUGAAGGAUGUUCAAAAUAAAAUAAAAGAAAUUCGUCGUCAACUUUCUGAAGAAAUGUCUCUUGUAGAUGCAGCUGAAGUUUCGGGCAAUAAGUAUGUGCCAAAAUUAUGGUGUUUUGAUCAAUUGGAAUUUCUACGCAAACAUAUUACAAGUUCUACGAUGGAUAAAAAUUCGGAGGACGACAAUCUGAUUGAGGAAUAUAUUCAUAAUGAUGCUCAGAGUGAAGAUUCCGAUGAUUCGCAGUACAGAGAUAUGGAAAAACCAAGAACUAAACGUAUAUAUUGUAAAAAAUUUAAGUGGAGACGAGAAAAUCUGAAGUAUUUUAUUAAAAUACUUAAUAGAUAUAAAAUUUUGUAUGACCCCAGCCACGAAGACUAUUUAAAUCGCCAGUCGAGGUGUAUUGCAUAUAGAAAACUGUUAAAAGAAACGAGAAGGGUGGAACCCAAAAUUAAUUUAGAUGAUAUACGUGAUAAAAUGAGAUGUCUGCGUAAACAAUAUACGAAAGAAGUGCGUUGUAUACUAAAAGCUAAAGAAAAUAAUGAAACAUAUAAACCAACAUUGUGGUGUUUUGGAUGGUUGCUUAAUUUAUAUCAUGACGAAUUCGGAAUAAGAUCCUACAGUAAGCUGAUAAUUGAUGAUACGACUGAAGACAAUAGUUUCACUACAACACAUCUAUCUGAUGCAACAAUUAACAACGACAACACAAAUAAUAAUUCAUUAUUUGAAUUUGAACAAAUUCAUCAAGUUGUUGAUGAAAAUGAAAUGGAGUUUUACGAAGAAUCAGUAAGUUUACCAAAUAUGACAACAAUGGCAGAAAAUAGUAAAAAAACAAUUAAUAAUAGUCAAGAUGUAAACUAUGAAUGGCUGGGCGAUUUAGUUGUAUCGCAACUGGGAGAUGUAGCACGAAAAUAUCACACCGACUUCGUUUGGGAUGUGCAAUGUUUAAUACGUAAAUAUAUUUUGAAAAGCAAGGCAGAUAAUCAAAUAAUAGCAUCAACUCCAUCAGCACCAUCAUCUGAUGAAAAUAAUCACCACAAAACAACUGUACCUAACGAUAUUGAUUCAUCGCGAAAUUCCAAUGUUUCAUUUAAUAUAAGUUUUCUCUGUGCUGCCGAUGGCACCUUGUGCGUUUUACCACGGAGUGUUUAUGCUGUGACGGUGUAUGCUGCUUGUAAAAGUGAAGUGUUGAAUUUUUUAACAAUAAUUUGGACUUUUAUUAAACAAAACGAAUGCAAAAUGGAAAAUGAAGUAAAAAACAAUAAACAAUUGAUUUGGAAUCGCAAGAUGAUUGAAAUGCUAAUAAAACUGUAUCAAGAAAAUGAAUGCCUGUACGACAUGAGCCACCAGAAUUACAAUAACCAAACUGUGAAAACGCACGCAUUAAAAAAUAUCACACAAAAAAUGCAACAAUUUUUACCGAAUUUAAAAUUAAUGGAUGUUCAGGAUAAAAUUAAAGUUAUUCGUAAUCAAUUGUCUGCAGAAAUUUCGCUUAUCGAUGCGGCAGAAGCUACAGGGAACAAGUAUGCAUCCAGUCUGUGGUGUCUUGAUCAACUUGAAUUUUUACGCAAACACAUAAUAAAUUCGGCGGUAGAUAGUGAUUCAAAGGAGGAACAUAUUUUUGCCGACGAUGUUCAAAAUUACGAUGAUGAUUCUCAAAAUGAAGAUUCCGAUGUUUCCCUAUACACAGAACGUAAUAAAUCAAAACGUAAAACUGUAAAUUCCAGAAAAUUUAAGUGGCAGCGACAAAAUGUUAAGGUGUUUAUUAGACUUCUGGAAAGAUGUAAAAUUUUGUUUGAUCCCAAUCACAAAGACUAUGUAAAUCAACAAUUAAGGUAUGUUGCAUAUAGUAAACUGCUGAAAGCAACAAGAAAACUUCAUCCGGAAGUAACUUUAAAAGAUAUUCGUGGCAAAAUCAGAUGUCUGCGUAAUCAAUAUUUAAAAGAAAUGCAUGGCAUAAAAGGAGCAAAGGAAAGAAAUGAAGAAUAUAUCCCAAAAUUGUGGUGUUUCGAUAUGUUAGCUAAUUUAUAUAAGGACAUAAGCGAUAAAAAAUCCAAUUCUAAACGGAAUAAUGAAGAUGCGACUAAUACAAGCCAAUUAUCGGAAGAAUCAAUUAAUAUUGACAACGCAUCUACUACUGAAUUAUUUGAAUUUGAAGAAAUUGAUCAAGUGAUUGUUGAAAAUGAAGUGGAUUAUGAUAAAGAAUCCAUAACAAUGGACAUUACUCAAAAUAAUGAAAAUCUACAAACAACUGUGGACUAUGAAUGUGUAAAUUCUUUUGAGUUUGAAUUGGAAGAUUUACCGCCUCCUAAAAAAACGUGUCAUAUUAAAGAAUACUGUGAUAGUGAAACGGAUUUUAAUGAAACUAAUAAACCAGCAACGCCUCAAUAUCGUACGAAAUCGGAAAAUAUUAAAACGCCAGAGAGUUUAGGUGAUGAUGCAAAAUACGAAUGGCUUGGAAACUUGGUUGUAUCACAACUAGGAGAAAUAUCAAAAAAAUAUCACACCGAAUUCGCUUGGGAUGUGCAAUGUUUGAUACGAAAAUAUAUUUUAAAAAGCAAGGCAGGCGAAGACGAAACAACGGCAUCAAGUACAUCUGCUACAACUUCGACUAAUAUGCAAGGAAAAACAAGUAUACCCCACGAUAUUGUUCUACCACGAUCAUCCAAUGUUUCAUUUAAUUUAAGUUUUCUCUAAAUGGUUCAUCAAUAUAUAAAAAAGCAAAGUAAAAUAUAUGGUAAAAGUCAAUCUAGGUACUUAAGAUUGUAAAAGGGGAUGUCAUUCGUCACAUAUUGUCUAAAUUUCAACUUCUUACUAUGAUGAAAACACUCAUUAAUACAUAUAUGUCGAUGACCAUAGAAAAAAACCUCUACAUUUUUAAAAAAAUAUAUGUAUACAAAAAAAAAUUAAUAAUAUUGGAAAUUCAAUAUAUUGAAAUAAAGACAAUUUUUUGGCCAAUAUAUUACGUUUGAUAUCCGCUUUCAAGUUGAUAUGUAGCAAUUAAAAGGUAUUUUAUAAAAUGUACAUGUAACAUACAUAUAUUUAUGUAAAUAUAUAAAAUGUUUAUAUCAUUGCUUUUAAAGGCCUAAGUCUUCUGACACUGAUACAUUGUAUGUAUAUGUUGCAGAACAUGCCGGAAACAUCAAGCUUAGGUCGAACACUUAAGAGAACUGACGUUUGAAGCUUAAAAUAAGAUUCUUGUUUAAAUAUUUCUUAAUGUAAUUGACCUCAAUGGCUAUUUUGUUACGGAAAUAAUAAAAUAAAUAAAUAUAUUUGGACAUUUUUUUCACAAAUAUU